This is a messenger RNA of Corylus avellana, 1263 nucleotides long. The record is from RefSeq and is a predicted model, not a curated record. Lineage: Eukaryota; Viridiplantae; Streptophyta; Magnoliopsida; Fagales; Betulaceae.
AUGGAGGUUGGAGAUGGCAGUCGAUGGCAUCACUUGAUCUUCUGCGAGGAGCUGCAAAACAAUGGUGAGGAGAAUCAUGUUCUUUGCAUUGUUUGCAGGAAAUCAGUAUUGGGAUGUCCUGCCUAUAAAUGCUUGGAAUGCGACUUCAUCCAACAUAAAUCGUGCAUCGAGCCAACACACGCAAUAGAGAUGCAGGUCGACCAUGAUUUGCAGGAAAGACAUCACAUGAUGUUUAUAGAAGAGGUGGACGACAAUAGUGGCAACGAGAAAGUUGUUUGCUCAGGAUGCGAGGAAGCACUUUUUGGUCCCGCUUACAAAUGCUCCGUGCCCAAAUGCACAUUCCUCCUUCACAAUUCGUGCACCAAGCUAUCCCACGUGAUACAACACCCCAUGCACCUAGAACACACCCUUUUUCUCCGACUGCCAUCACGGGGUAAUCGUUGUGAUGUUUGCCGUCAAAUUUGCAACGGAUCCUUCUACUACCGUUGUUACCUUUGCGAUUUUGACAUCCACAUCAAAUGUGCUCCCCUUUGGAGAAUUAAUGCCGACGAUUGCCACCAACACGCACUUUUGCCCACGCGAAAGCAAAUUCAAUUCACUUGUGAAGCCUGUGUUGAGGAAAGCAAAGGUAUUGCGUACCAAUGUAGCCUCUGUGGAGUCUUUACUCAUCUCAAGUGUGCUCGAUUUCCACACACCAUCAAAACUAGGACACAUGAUCACUCCCUCACUCGCAUCUAUUCUCUUCAUCAAGUCAAGAAGGAGGACAUCGUAUUUUGUAAACUGUGUUAUAGAAAGAUUUAUACAGAGUAUGCAGCUUAUUCUUGUUGGCAAUGUGGUUACAUUGCUCACUUGGAUUGUGCAUAUAGGCUUGAAGACAACUCUAGUACUUCGACCAUUGAGCCAGUAGUUAGUAAUUAUGUUGGCUAUGAAUCUCAUUUGGUUCAUUUGGUGGAGGGGGUCAAUCUAAAAGAGGGUGAAAGAGCUGGUCCUCGAGAGAUCAAACAUUUCAGUCACCCACAACAUAACUUAGUCCUCAACAAUGAAAAGCUCAUGGAUGACAUGCGUUGUGAGAAUGCAACUUCUUUGUUCAUAACAAAUGUACUAAACUACCCACAACCAUUAAGCGAGGACUAUUUCACAAACAUUCGCUCACCCUCCUCUCACAAGAACCGUCCAUGGGUGGAUUGUUUGAGUGCUAUGCAUGUGGACGUUAUCACCAUGGCUUCAGGUACAUAUGUGGCGAGUGUCGUUAUUACAAAUUAG